Molecule: messenger RNA, 7413 nt
Organism: Parasteatoda tepidariorum (common house spider)
Lineage: Eukaryota; Metazoa; Arthropoda; Arachnida; Araneae; Theridiidae
Cellular component (GO): nucleus
Molecular function (GO): histone methyltransferase activity; protein binding
Source: RefSeq, a predicted model, not a curated record
AUAACAUUGUAAAAUCUGAAAAAUCAUUACAAAUCACUUCAGAUAAGUGUUCUGUAAACUAAUUUUUCAGACUCCAAAUGUUUAAUAGAAAAAAUAAAGAAAUAAAUGAAACUAAAAAUUUAAUGCAUAUCGUAUCGAAAUCAUUAUUACUGUAAAAAAUCGAUUAAUCAUUAUCAUUAAUCGUUCUGAUUGCCCGCAAUUUCCGACUUUUUUGUUUGUUUAUAUUGAUGCAUUAAAAAAAAUUAUUCAAUUUUUAAGAAAGAUGUGUAUUUAUUCGUUCACUGUUUGGUAUUAUUUUGAAAUAUGUUUUUGGAGUAAAAUUUAUGAAGACUUCUUCGAAAUGUUAAAUAGUCAUUCUUGAUAAAUAUAAAGUCGAUUGAUUUAAUUCAGAACACGCGGUGUAAUGUUUUCUUCAAUUUCCUGUAUUUACAUUAGUACUUGAUGUUGCUUCAAGCAAUUUAAAAUGUGUUCUUUUAAAGAAAAUUGUGAAAUGAAUUCUCUAAAUAUCAACUUCAUUUCUGAAGCUGAAACAAAAACAUUUGAAAAUGAUAUUUCAAAAAGUUUCAAUUUAAAUACUUUGCCUGGAGAAAAUGGUGAUCUAAAAAAUAUUUCUGUGAUGGAAAAAGGUGAAAGGUCAAUUUUAGUUAUAAAUGAAACCAAUGUUAAAGAUAAAUCAAAACCUGAUGUUACAUUUGUAAAAAGUCAUAAGCAAUUUAAUUCUUACCAAUGUAGAAAUGAAUCAUUCAAUAGUACUAAAGAUACUCACUUUAAUGUUGUAGAAAAUGGUUUAAAUAAUCACAAUAAACCAAUUAUGUUUGCUGACAGUGAUAUUUUAUGUACAAAAAAAAUACUGAGCAAUAGUAUUGAUGAACCAGGAGUUCUGGUAUUAAAUUCAGCCAAUAAUAAUAGUACUAGAGAAAAACAAUUCUGCCAAUCAGAUGUUAUUGAAAAAGGUACCAGAAAGAAUACUCCCCAUUCUUAUUCUGAGAGAGACAUUUCUGUUGCAGAUAAUGCCAUGAAAGUUAUUCCCAGUGAUGAUAAGGAUCUAAAUUUGGAUUGUUAUAACAACAAAUUUUCUAAUAACAGUGCUGAUGACGCUGGAAGUUUGUGUCCCGUUGAAAACUUUGUUCUUGAGCAUGAUGGAAGUUCUGUUUGUAAUACUUACCUUCUGGAUUCCCCGACUAAGUCUUUUGAACCAAUUUCUGAUACAUCAAAUGAAUUUAAGCAUAAUUUGAAUUUAUUCCAAAAAGAAUUAAAGGAAGCUCCAGUUGUUCAAUUAAUUCAAAGAGCAGAAAAUUCAACUGAGAGUGACAUUGUUCAAAUAGAAGUUAUAACAGAAAAUGUACCUCUGGAUAAGGUUGGAGAUUGUAUGAAUUUUAGCCUAAAUGUAGGUAAACAAAAUAAAUUUGUUAAAAAUUGUGAUAUUGACAAAAAUGUUUUUAAGAAUACAUUAUGUGAAGGCGUAGCAAAUGUAUCUUUUAAACAAAAUUGUGAAGUGAUACAAUGUAAAAGUGAAAUUAAUGGUGAAACUCUCAAACAAUAUUGUGAAGUUCGUCAAAGUAUAAAAAACACUAAUGAUGAAUUUCUUGAGCCUAGUUCUGAAAUUAUUCAUUGUGAGAAUAUAAUUAGUGAUGAAUCUUUUGAGCAAAAUUGUGAUGUGAAAAAUAACUCGUCAAAUGUUAUUGAAGGUAAUACUUCUGCUGAUAAGAUAGAGCAAGUUGCUCAAACUGUAACGAGUGAAAAAAUUAGUCAAAAUAUAAAAAACACUAAUGAUGAAUUUCGUGAGCCUAGUUCUGAAAUUAUUCAAUGUGAGAAUGUAAUUAGUGAUGAAUCUUUUGAACAAAAUUGUGAUGUGGAAAAUAACUCAUCAAAUGUUAUUGAAGGUAAUGCUUCUGCUGAUAAGAUAGAGCAAGUUGUUCAAUCUGUACUGAGUGAAAAAAUUGCCGAAUUAGAAAAUAAGACUAGUUUUGAACCUCGAAAUCAAGGUGAGGAAAUAAUCUUUGUUAAAGAUAUCUCUGAAAUAAAAAUCAAUAUUUCUACAAAUGACACAGAACCAGAGAAAAGUGACCGUGAAAUGAGUGAAUUUAAAAAUGAGGUUCACAAUAUAGAACAAGACAAAAUUAUUAUUGACCAAUCUAUUGCAAUAUUAGAGACAAUAGCAGAAUCUAUGUGUAAUCAUAACAAAAUUAAAUUAGAUGAUUCCUAUAAUGAUGAAAAUCUAAAACAAAUAAUUGAAAUAGAUAGUAAAAAAUAUGCUUCUGAUAUUAUUGAAAUUGAUAUUUCUACAAGUAGUGUAGAAUCUGAUCAAGAAUACUCUAAUAAUAAUAUUGCAAUUUACAAUGUAAUUGCUCAACAAAAACAAGAUGUAGUUAUUUCUGAUAUUGAUUCUAAAGUUUCAGAGUCUGUUAAUAGUGACUCCUCGGAAAAUGCUGUGAAACUCAAGGAAAAAGCUAAAUCUGAUUGUGAAGAUAUUGAACUAGAAAAUGAAGUUAGUUAUGAAAAACUGAAACAGAAGAAUGAAAUAAUCAAGAAUAUUGAUAUUGACUCUGAAAUUAUUGAAAUUGAUUUUUCUACAAGCAGCGUAGUGUUGGAAGAAGACAAUUCUAGCGGAGAUGACCCAAUUUGUAGUGCACAAAUGAAACAUUAUGAAAUUAUUUACAAUGAAGAUCCUGAAUUUUCAGAGCUGGUUGAAGUGGAAUUGAUUGAAAAAACUGAAUCUAAUUAUUCAGCUAUUGAACUAAAAAACAAAAAUUGUGAUGAAAAAUUGGAACAAAAAGAUGAAAUAAUCAUGAAUGCAAAUAUCCAAUCUGAAAUCGUUAAAAUUGAUCUUUCUUGCAGUAAUUUAGAUUUCGAUAAAGAAUGUUCUAGAGUUAAUAUUAAAAAUUCCGAUACAGGACAUAAACAAGAGGAAGUUAUUCAUAUAGGUCCCAAAUCUAAGGAUUUUGUAAAAACUGAUCCCUCUAUAAAUGUUAUAAAACUGAAGGAAAAAGCUGUUUCUAAUUAUGAAGGUGUUAUACCAGAAAAUGAUGUUAGUGAUGAAAACUUGAAGCAAAAUAAUAAAAUAAUCAAGGAUGCAAAUACUGGGCCUGAAAUUAUUAAAAUUGAUGUUUCUACAAACAGUGUAGAGUUAGAAGAAGAUUCUUCUGAGGUUGAUAAUGCAAUUUACAAUGCAAAUCAAGAACAUGAUGGAGUUGUUAACAAUAUAGAUCUUGAAUCAUCUGAGCUUGUUGAAGACUCUUUUAUAAAUUCUAAGAAAUUGGAGGAAAAAAACUUAUCUAGUUAUGAAGCUAUUGAAUUAGAAACAGAAGUUUGUGAUGUAGAACUGAAACACAAGAAUGAGAUAAUGAUAAAUGAAAAUAUCGGCUUGAACUUAAUUGAAAAAGAAAAUCUAAAGCAAGUCUCAAAAUCUAUAUGUUUAGCUAGUACAGCUUUUAUAGAAUUAAAUAAGCAAACUCCUUAUGAAGGGGACGAUCUAGAAUAUAAAGUUAAUGAUAAAAUUGAAAAUAAAAACAAAUAUACACCCAUUGAUUCUUGCUUUAUUGAAAGUGCUGAAUUCAUAGAUGUAAAAAAGCAAGACAAGGAGUCAAUGUGCAAUGUCAUAGCGAAAAAAGUCACUUGUAACAGCUUAAAAUCUAUUGUGCCUUCUGAAACUGAACAAAAUGUGUGUUUUGCAUGUAAAAGAACUGGCAUUGAUUUAAUUGUUUGCUCUGUUGAAUCAUGUCGUAAAACAUAUCAUGCUCCUUGUUUUAAAAGAUAUCCAAAUAUUGUUAAAUCUGACUCUAACACAUGUCCACUUCAUAUUUGUUUACCUUGUUACAAUAUGAAUCAUAAGAAUUCUCAAAUUUCAAAAGGUGACAUGUACAUGUGUUCUAAGUGCCCUACUGCAUUUCACUGUAGGGAUGAGUGUUUCAUACCAGGUUUUGUAAUUUCAGCAGAUAAUAUAUCAUGUUCAAAGCAUUGUCCAUCUGAAAAUAAGCCUGAAUCAGUUUUUAUAAACCUAACUUUUUGCAUUGUUUGUGGAGGUAACAAAAAUUUAAUAUUCUGCAAACUUUGUCCAGCAUCUGUUCAUAUUAAGUGUAUUAAAAUUAAGUCUCCUGAAUGUUAUAUCUGUGACAGAUGUGAAACUCGCCAAACAUUGCGCUAUAAUGACAUAGUUUGGGCUCGGGUGUGUGAUUUUCAGUGGUGGCCAGCUGAAAUUGUUAAGACUUGUGACCUUCCAAACAAUGUGCAAGAAGUCCCACAUUCUAUUGGCGAAUUUCCUGUAAAAUUUUUUGGAACUGAGGAAUAUUUCUGGAUCAAUUCAAGACGUGCUUAUCCUUUUGUUUAUAAAAAAAUUUCUUCAGAAGAGAAGGUUGAACAUAAAUUUAAAAAAUUCAUACCUAAUCCAUACUUUGAAAAUGCAUUGAAAUUGGCCAUGUCUGCUACAAUGAAUAAAAAGGCACUAAGAUCUAUUGAAUCUUUUAAUACAAAAAAACUACCCCCUUAUGUGCACAUUAAGACUAAUCGUCCUGUUGGCAAUGUUCAAAUUUAUAGUUGUUUGGAUGCAGACGAUACUCAUACAUGUGGUUGUAAAGAUUCUGACCCUAAUCCAUGUGGAGAUUAUACUUUCUGCCUCAAUCGUAGUAUGCUUCAUGAAUGCAAUGAUUAUAACUGUAAAGUUGGUAAAAAUUGUCAGAAUCGUAAGUUUGUUAAUGUACAGAAUGCCCCUUGCAAGCCAUUUUAUACUGAUAAUAGAGGUUGGGGCUUGAAGGCUAAAGAAGAUAUUAAGUGUGGUCAAUUUGUUAUAGAAUAUGUUGGUGAUUUGAUUGAUGAAGAGGAAUGUGAACGUAGAACAAAACAGAAACAAAUGGUUGGUGACACAAACUUUUACUUUUGCACUUUGGAUUCUAAUCGUAUAAUUGACGCUGGUCCUAAAGGAAAUUAUUCUAGAUUUAUGAACCAUUCCUGUGAACCUAAUUGUGAAAUGCAGAAAUGGAUUGUGAAUAGUGAUCCCAGAAUCGGUCUAUUUGCUAGAAAAGAUAUUAAAGCUGGAACUGAAUUAACUUUUGAUUACCAAAUGGAUUUUUCUCGGUUUAAUAAGAAACUUAAUUGUAACUGUGGCUCUGCUCGAUGCAGUGGUGUUAUUGGGAAAAAACCUCUAAAGGGGCAGGGAAUAACAACAGACUUUGAAAAGACUGAAACAAGUAAUCUUGACCUAGAAUCUGCCUCUACUUCAAAAACUGACCUUUCCGACGCUAAGGGAACUAAAAAGAAAACCUCCAAUGAUAAGAGCAAGAAUAUUCUUCAAGUGAAAAUUAUCGCUAAAACUAAGAAUAGUCUCGACCUAGAAUCUGUACCUACUUCUAAAAUUGACAUUGACUUUAAAACAAAUGUUACCAAAAAGAAAACCUCCAAGGAUAAUAAUAAGAAUGAUCUUACAAUAAAAACAGUUGCUAAAAGUAAGAGUAGUCUUCACCUAGAAUCUACAUCUUCUAAAGUUGAACUUGUUACUAAAAAGAAAAUCUCCAAUGGCAACAGUAAGGAAACUGUUAUAGUAAAAAACAAUAAGAGAAAGCGAUCUAGCUCGAGUUCUGAUACAGAUUCUAAUCCUAAUGACAACUUGUUAGUGGAGGAUUUAAAUAAAAGAAAAAAUUCUCAUAAAAAUAAACUUAAAUUAUCUGACAAAGAAGCUACUUUAGUGAAAAAUACAAAGAAAAGGAAAUUAUCUGACUCCAGUUUUUGUGAAGUCUCAUUUUCAAAACACAAAAAAAGAAAAACAGAAGAUUUAAAUGCGAGAAAUGUUGAAGUAAAUGUUAAUGAUGUAAAGAAGGACAGUUCUAUCACAAGAAUCAAUGGUGUGAAAGCAAUGUGCUCUAAAUGCAAGACUGGUGGAAGGAUGAUUGAAUGUUCUCGGGUAGAAUGUGGAUUAUUUUAUCAUCAUCGUUGCCUGAAGAUUGAUAAAGAUAUUAAUCCUGAAGGAUGGGAAUGUCCUGUUCAUUUGUGUCAAAAUGGUAAAAACAUCUCGUUAAAUGAAACAAAACUUAAUUCAACUGAAAGAAGUAAUACCUCCGAUUUUAACGAGAAGAAAGCUGUGUGCUUUCAAUGUCAUACUGGUGGAAAACUAAUUGAGUGUUCUCAUGAAGGUUGUGGAUUAUUUUUUCAUAAUUUUUGUCUAAGAAUUGAAAGUGAUUCUAAUUUAGAGGAUUUGGUGUGCCCUAAGCACUCCUUCCUAGAUAGUGAAAGUAAAUUAAAAAAGCAUGAUGAAACAAAUGUUAAUACUGUGAGGAAUUGUAUUUCAAGAUUAGGUGGUGUUAAAGCUUUGUGCUUUAUAUGUAAGACUGGUGGAAUGCUUAUUCGGUGUUCCAGGGAAGCUUGUGACUAUUUUUAUCAUCAUCGUUGCGUAAAAAUUAAAAAAGAUACUAAUACUGAGAAAUGGGAGUGCCCAGCCCAUAUUUGUCAAAAAUGUGAAAAUGAACCUUAUUAUCAGUGCCAGGAUUGUCCUAAUUCUUAUUGUCAGAGACAUGUUUUUGGAAGACGUAAAUCUAGAGAUAAAUUUUUUUGUCCUAAGCAUCAAUAAUUUUUUUGUUUGUUUUGUUAUUAAAAAUUUUAUUGUGUGCAGAAACUAUUUUUAAUACAUUUGUUCAAUAUCUUUAACUUAAUAUUUAGACAUCAUUGGUUUUCUCAUUUAGAAAGCUCUAUUUAUUUUUAUUCAUAGUAAUUUUUUUUAAAGUUCACUAUUGGGGACGAUUUCCAUGUGGUACUUGCACCAAAUAUUCAUCAAAUUUUGGGGACUUUCAGACAGUGGUAUGUUAGGAACUUAAAAAAAACGUCGACGAACAACUCUAAUGGUGAUUUGUAAUAUCCCUUGGCUAACCUCUACAUCAUUUUUUUCUUUAAUAUUUUGAAAUUUAAAAACUUUCUUGUGUCUCAGCAAUUGUAGUUAGUGCAAACAGGUAUCAAUAUGGAAAUAUCCAUGAUAUCUGAUAGAUUUCAGCAGGACCAAAAAUGUAAAUGGCAUAUUGAAUAAAUAUUUAUUAAUUAAUUCUGUUAAGAAUAGUUUGCCUGACAAUUUAUUUAUGAUCACUGUGUUUACCUCUUGAUUUGUUAAAGUUUAAAUUAAAAAAAAUUAAAGUUUGGAUGUAAAAUAAUUAAAGUUCUCCAAUAGUUGCUUAAUUCUUUAAAGAUUAUUGGCCAGGCUAACUACUACAUAUUUUUUAAAAAUAUUCAGAAAAACAAUGAUCUUUUGAUGAUAAUUGUUGAUGCUACCAGUAACUGAUUGGGAAAUGUCCCCACUUUCGAGAUAAACUAUUAUAAUGUAACUUUUUAUUUUUAUGUCUUAGUUAAAAGUAAUUUUUCACUGCGCAAAGUAUUAAGAAAAGUGUUAUUUUUGUUUAAUUAUUAAUAAAUUGUAUUCAGCAUGUAUAUCAGUAAAAA